Molecule: messenger RNA, 1587 nt
Organism: Symbiodinium sp. CCMP2456
Lineage: Eukaryota; Dinophyceae; Suessiales; Symbiodiniaceae
Source: the annotation of a GenBank genome assembly
AUGAGUUUCUCUGUCCUCGAGCAGCUGCGAUCGUCGCAUGAGGACAUUGAGAACAUAGAGAAGGCCAUGAGCAUGGUUUUGAUGGACAAGCACAAGAACUCAAAGGCAGCAGUGUCAUGUGAGCAUGCGCUGAAGUACUUGGUAGAAGCGACCCAGCUGAAAUGCAAGACGGCCAUCGACAUCUACCAGGAUAAGGAUGGCAUGCGAACCGACGACAUCAAUGCUCUGGCUGGCCAACGUGCAGACAAGAAGGGAGGUGAUGUGUGGACUAGCUUCUACGACAAGGUCAAAGAAGUGAAGGACUACCACCGACGCUUCUCUGUCAAUCAGGGCUUGCCCGAAGUGCAGAACUCCGAGUGGUUCUACCAGCGAGCCCUUGAGAACGACAAGACGGAGUCGCUCUUCUCGGGCGAGGAGGACUACGGAAAGCGUGUAGACAUGCACGAACUCUUUGUCACGUACCUCAACCUGAAGAAGAUCUCCACUCAGAGGCGGAACAACUUCAGAGCAGCGACGUACACGCGGCUGAAGAAGAAGACCGUCGAUCUGGAGCCUGAUGAUCCAGAGGUGGACAAGACGGUAGAGAAAGAGUACCACGAGCUGGACUACAUAGAGUGGCUGAAGACCUUUGAUCAGUUCCACGAGAUCAGCAGAUACUGCAAGUACGGUGAAAAGAACUACUCGGAAUACUUGGAGGGGCUCAUCUCCUACUUGCGAGGUUUCCUCCUAAGGACACAGCCCUUGAUCGAUGUCACCAAGCUGGAACAGCAGUUCGAGAAGGAGUUCGAAGAGCGAUGGGGCGACAAGAGCAUCCCGGGAUGGCAGGAGGCAACCCACAAGGACAAGCUCUUCUGCAUGCCGACAAACAAGCUCUUCAACAAGGACGUCAUCAAGACCCACCACGAGGGUGGAAAGAAUUAUAAGAGAAAGCUCGCCGAGAUGCAGCAGCUGAGCGUCGAGAGCCAAAACGAGUUCGUCUCAAAAGUUGAGGAGCAGGACAAAGCAAUAGCCCGUCUGGAAAGCCGAGCAGCAAAGUGGCACGACCUCUUGAGCGAUGCCAUCAACGAGACCAUUCAGCACCUGCAGAAGAAGCAGAGUCAGACCAUCGAGGAGAUGGAGCUCGAGAAAGAUGAAUCUGACGAGGAUGAAGACAUGGAGGACGACGGUGCUGACGUGGCCUCCAACGCUGGAGACGACGAGGAGCGACCCAUCUACAACCCGCUCAACUUGCCGCUAGGUUGGGAUGGCAAGCCGAUUCCGUUCUGGCUGUACAAACUUCACGGAAUGGGCAUUGAGUACAAGUGCGAAAUCUGCGGGAACUACUCCUAUUGGGGUCGGAGGGCAUUUGAGAGGCACUUCCAGGAGUGGAGACAUGCCUUCGGCAUGCGAUGCCUGAAGAUCCCGAACACAGCACACUUCAAAGAGAUCACGAAGAUCGAGGAAGCCAUCACGCUCUACGAGAAACUGAAGCGCGACGCUGAGGAACAGACUUUCCGACCCGAGCAGGAUGUCGAAUGCGAAGACAUCCAGGGCAACGUGAUGAGCCAGCGAGCCUUCGAGGACUUGCGAAGGCAAGGGCUGGUCUGA